ACCGCCGCGCCCCCUUCUUGCUGUCGUGGCUCUUUUGUUAGUGCGCUCAAAAGUCAGGAAGUUAUGAACUACGGCAAUCCGGUUAGGAUGCAGAUCUUUGUCCAGACACCGGCAGGUAAAGCAAUGAAUAUUGGUGUAGAUAGUAAUGACACGAUAAAAAGUAUAAAAUACAAGAUCGAAAGGAAAGAUGGUCUCCCAGUGUACCACCAGACCCUAUUGCACGAAGAGAGAGAACUGGAAGAUGGUAGAAUGCUUCAAGACUACGGCAUAGUCCAGGGCAGCACACUCCACCUCCGUCUUUGCACAGAGGAAGAUAUUAGGGUACGCGUGAGGACACCUUCAGGUGAAGUGGUCCCUGUUGUGGUAGAGAGACACGGCACAGUCCAGAUUCUCAAGUCAGUGUUAGAGGGUAAACUAGGGGUUUCAGUAGAACAGCAAAAAGUCUUUUUUCGAGGCAAUCCACUGGAGAACCAGGUGUCCUUGAUGCAGUAUGGUAUCCAGGACAGGUCAGAGGUGGGGCUAAUGGUUAUGGUCCCUAUCACUGUCAAGACACUGACAGGCCAGGCCUUCUCUCUUGAGGUAGCCACCCAUGAAUCUGUCGAUGAGGUAAAAGGGAAGAUUGCUAGGGUAGCAAAGAUUUCACCUGAGCAGCAACGACUGCUGUACAAUGGGAAGCUUGUAAGCGAUAGCUGCUCCUUGGACGACUACGGAAUCUGUAGUGGCGCUGAAAUUUAUGUCGUACGGCGACUCAAGGUUUACGACAUAAAAGUUAAAGCUUACAAGAGCGAUAAGCGUGCGAUCAAAUUGAAAGUAGACGCCUCUUGUAGUGUCAAAAGAGUAAAGAAAAUGAUAGAGGGAGCGGGUGGUGCCCCACGUCGCUUGCAACAACUUACUCUAUCGGGAGUGUGUCUUGAGGACAGGAGGAGAAUGGGGUACUACAACUCACUCAUGUCCAGGAAGUGCAGGCUAGUUGUGAAGAGUGGGCCGAGCUACCAGGUGUUUGUGAGGGGUCUAUCGGGGAAGACGCUCUCUGUGUGGGUGAGAGGGGAGGACUCGGUGGAGGAGCUAAAGUCUCUGGUCUAUGAGAGGGAGGGGAUUCCUCCGGACCAGCAGAGGCUCUUGUGCAGGGGGAGACUGCUGAGUGACGGGAAGAAGUUGAGGGACUAUGGUAUUCAUAGUGGGAGUACUCUUGAUCUGUGUCUUGGACUCUUGGGUGGUUUCCAGAUAUUUGUGAAGACUUUGACUGGGAAAACUGUCACUCUUGAAGUAUGUGUUAAUGACACUAUUGCCAAUGUUAAGAAUAAACUUCACGAUAAGGAGGGUAUACCUCCAGACCAGCAGCAACUUAUAUUGGCUGGUAAGCGACUUGAAGAUUUGAAAACGUUGGGAGACUACAAUAUUCAAAAGGAAACGACUCUACACUUAUAUCUUUCGGCGCUACAGCCUGGGAGUAUGAUGGUGUGGGUUAAGACUCUAACAGGAAGAUCCCUGCACGUGGGAUUGAACGUGAAUGAUUCCAUUGAAAUGGUCCGAGCUAAAUUACGAACAGAGACAGGAAUUCCACCAGACCGACAACGAAUCAUUUUUGCUGGGAAGGAACUGGAAGAUGGGCACAUUGUGGGUGAAUAUGGCGUUAAACAGGGAUCCACUCUUCAUAUGGUUCUUCGGCCCAGAGGAGGUAUGCAGAUCUUUGUGAAGACUCCAACAGGUAAGACAACCACUCUCAUUGUGGACCCCAGUGAUACCAUUGAGAAUGUAAAGGCCAAAUAUCAAGAAAAGGAAGGAGUAGCACCAGAGGAGCAGCAUCUUUUCUAUGGAGAAAGGUUGGAUGAUACGAAGACCCUGAGUGACUACAACAUUCACAACGAUGCAACUCUUCAUAUUUUACUUCAUUCAAGUAUUAAUGUUAAGACUCUUACGGGUAAGACCCUCUCCGUUUCGACGGAGGCAAGUAGUACCACUGAGGACAUUAAAGCAAGCAUUUGGCACAAAGAGGGAGUACCCAUGGAUCAGCAACGACUUAUAUUUGCUGGAAGGCAACUGCUGGAUGAGAAAAAACUGUCUGAAUACAAUAUUACGAAUGGCUCCACUCUACAUCUUGUUCUUAGGCUAAGGGGAGGUAUGCAAAUAUUUGCUAAGACCCCGGAAGGCAAGAUCACCACCCUAGAGGUGGAGUGUUCAGAUACCAUUCAGACUGUAAAAGCUAAGAUCUGGGACAAGGAUGGGGUACCACCAGAUCAGCAGCAACUCACAUUUUGUAUGCAACGCCUUGAAAACGAGAGAACAUUAAUUGAUUACAAUAUACAAAAGGAGUCUACUCUGCUGUUGCACUACUUGACGUGUGUGUAUGUAAAGCUUGUCACAGGUAGAACUAUCAGUUUUGGGGUGUAUGGCACUGUUGAUAACAUCAAGACCAGAAUUCACAAUCAAAUGGGAAUCCCACCACAUCUACAACUACUCACAUAUGAUGGAAAACUCCUUGAUAAUGGAGAGGCCCUGAGUGACUAUAAAGAAUCGACCCUUUCUCUACGUAAUGCUAUCGUCAAAUUUCCGACAUUCAAUGGAAAACAUAUCGACAUAAUGGUUGGACUCAAUGAAACGGCAAGAGAAGUUAAGGAGAGAAUCGAAAAAUUAGAGGAUAUUCCAAGCUAUAGGCAGAAGCUCAUAUAUGCUGGAAAUAAACUAAAUGACGAUAAAGUGAUAAUGGACUGCGUGAAAAGUGAGCAGUGUAUAAUUGACUGCAUUUUUAAUGGCAGCAUCCAGAUAUUUGCGGAAGUAGACAUACCUGCCCAUCAUUCCAGAAUGUGCUUGGAAGUAAUCCCCGAAAUGCAGGUGUUCCACGUAAAAAGAAUGAUCGAGCAGCAGAAACACAUCCCAACCCACAUGCAGUCGUUGUUAAGUGGAGAAGUGAAACUGGAGAAUUCAAAGACUUUGAAUGACUGUAACAUCAAGGAACAAAGUACGCUUACACUGAUUAUUGAGCCUCCAAGUGAAGUCAGAAAUUUUACUAUUACACUGAAAAGUACUUUGGGUACAUGUGAGAUAGUAGAACCUUCACUUAUAAAACAAUUGAAGAGCAGUGCAUCAUUUAAGCUCUACUAUGGUUCAGUACAGUUAGAGGAAGGCAGUGCGUGCCUUUUCACACACAAGAGCACUCUGUUUGUCGCAUCACCUGAAGAAAUCCCAGUUCUAGUCAGAAGGCCCCAAAGUCACGAAACAGAGUUUAUUGGUGUUUGCCCAGAGAGCAAGGUUGGGAGCAUAAAGUCAAAGCUAGCUGGAGUGACCCCUGGUAACCAACUAUUUUUGGGAGGUGUCCAACUAUCGGAGAGCCAGACACUGGAUCAUUAUGGAAUAGCAGCAGCCAGCGAGGUUCUUCUGACUGACCCUGGAACAGUGCCACUCUUCAUCAGAACAAGGUUUAGAGAAGAAUAUAUCUGCUGUAGGCCAACCUGCACUACUCGGGAUUUGAAACUGACCAUUUCAAAGGUCUUAGGUGUACCUGUUGCAUGCCAGCGACUUGUCUACAACCAAAAUGUGAUGUUCAAUGAAACGAAAAAGCUAAGUUACUACGGUAUUCAUCCCGGUUCCACUGUUCUUCUUGUAAUCACCCCUAAUGAAAUGGAUGUUCACGUCACCCUGCCAUCAAAGAAGGUAACGACUCUCAUUUGCUCACAAGACGACAAAAUUGAAGAUAUCAAGUUGAAGGUUGAGCAAAAGGAGGGCAUACCUGUGGAGCAUCAAGCUCUGCUCUUUGAGGACGACAAGAUGACUCUCAGAGAGGCCAACAUCACACCUGGACUACACUUUCAAGUCUUCUAUGAUUUUUCUUCAUAUGCUCAAGUUGAUCAUAUCAGAACCAUGGACUUGCACCUACAGCAAGAAUGUCGCAAGAUUGUUCAAUCACAAAGGCAUCUUUUGGAUACUCAGGCACUUUUAGAUGCUAAACAGGAAAUAGAACAGACACAAAGUGACAGGAAAGUAACACUGCAAGAAUGUCACAUACGCAAAAGAGAAACGGUGGCAGAAAUUGAAUCUAGUCUCGUUAAAAUUUCAACUUUGCAGCGUGAAACUGACUUAAUGAGAAGGGAAAAUGAGAAAUUAAAGAGAGAAUUUGAUGCUGAAAAGGAUAAUAGUCUGAAGGAAAAACAACAUCUCGAGAAUGAGAUUGAGGGUUUAAGAGUGCACUCAACUGAACAAGAACGGCAGAAGCAGCAACUCGAGAGUGCUAAUCAAAACCUCCACGAGCGACUGGCAGCCUCUCGGGUUGAGUCAGGAACACUACAGCGACAGAUCACUGCACUUUCGGAAAGACUUGCUGCCUCUCGAUCUGAAUCAGCCGAACUACAGGAAAGACUGGUUGCUGCUUUAGGUGAGUUACAGAGGCAUUCGCAGAGGGACCCUGAAGCAGUAGACAUCACUCCUUGGAAUGUCCCACGCAGUGACGUACACACGUCGCCAGAGGAGAUAGGGAGGGGAGGGUGGGGGGUGGUGUUGCGGGGGACAUACGAGGGAGAGACGGUGGCCGUCAAGCAGCCUCACCGAGACCUCCUCAACCAGCGGCUCCUGGAGCGACUCAAGAGAGAGACUCGACUCAUGAUCCAGAUCUCUCACCCCAACCUCGUCAGGAUCAUCGCCGUGGUGUUUGACGAGGCGGCCGAGCGUCUGAGACGCCCGCCACUGAUUGUGACGGAGCUCCUGGACAUGAACCUCCGCCAGUGCUACCAGGAGAGGAGACUACAGCCGCGCAACAGAGUCCCCGUGUUCCUCGACGUAGCCAGAGGACUUCACUACAUGCACGACCGCACAGAGCCCAUCAUCCACAGAGACGUGAGUGCCCCUAACGUCCUCCUGAAGGCACUCCCCAACGGUAGGUGGAGGGCAAAGGUGUCGGAUUUCGGAUCUGCAAACCUGGCCCGUCUCUCCGUGACGGCCGGGGAAGGAGCCAUCAUCUACACGGCCCCCGAGGCCUUCCCUCUGCGAUCCCCCGACUCACCGAGACCGCGACACACAACAAAGAUCGACGUGUACAGUUUUGGGAUCCUCAUGUGCGAGGUGGUGACAGCAGAGCAGCCGGACCCAGAGCUGUACCAAGUGAGACUGGGGCAGGUAGAGAGACUGUCUCGUCCUUUGCACAGCCUCGUCGUCAGGUGUACCGACCACGACCCAGACAAGAGGCCCACAAUGGCCAAUGCCAUCCACGAAUUGGGUAAUAUCUCCUUACCCUAAUGCAGGAGCAUGAGUUUGACAUAACAUAUAGAAUAGAGCAGGAGCAUGACUGUAACUGAACAAAAUUAGCUUGUUUUGUAGAAUUUGCUUUCUUUUGAAACAUGUAAUGCCAGU
Geodia barretti is the source of this 5340-nucleotide messenger RNA. NCBI's taxonomy places the organism in Eukaryota, Metazoa, Porifera, Demospongiae, Tetractinellida, Geodiidae. The record is from the annotation of a GenBank genome assembly.